AUGGGAGUUGCUGUUCUUCACCCUCGUGAUUGUUUAACCGAUCUCUUCUCCAGCCACAACAACCUUGCCUCUCCCCACCGGCACAAAAAACCGGUAACCAAUCGCCGUCGCCGGAGUCCGCCACGUCACCAAACCGCGACCUCUCCUCCUCCUGCUCCUCCUCUUCCUCUCGCUGAUUUCGUCCCAAAGGGACCAAAAAAGAAGUAUCCCAACCAGGCGAUAAUUUUGAAGCGUGGAGAUGAUCUCCGUAAGAACAUACCGGAUCCGGCGAUUGAAGAGCCAGAUCUGAAACCUGCUCGCCAGAUCCGAUCAGAUCCGGUGAUGAUUCCGUCUCAGAACCGAAUUUCCCAUCGGAGAUCGAUGCCGGCUUCGUUUUACGCUGGUCCCGUAACCUCAACCUCUCCUCCGCCGAGCGAAGUCCCUUUACCGGCGUUCUUCGCUAAAAAAACCGUCGCCGGAUUCAAACCCACCGAAGCAACCCACGAUCUUAGAAGAAUCCUGGGAUUGGAUAUUGCAUGA
Molecule: messenger RNA, 519 nt
Organism: Microthlaspi erraticum
Lineage: Eukaryota; Viridiplantae; Streptophyta; Magnoliopsida; Brassicales; Brassicaceae
Source: the annotation of a GenBank genome assembly